AAGGUCGGGAAAGAAAUGAAACCGAAAACACUACAAAAAAAAACGGCACCUUCCGCAAGGCAAGAGUAACGAAAAGGAAACAAGUAGAGGAAGAGAGAAGCAAUGAAGGCAAAAGCCACGGACACAAGAACACGUGUCGUCUAGGAGAUUUUUGUUUUGGCCUCGGGAUUUCCAAGUAAGAUCCAGCUAGACUGUUGGGUCGCUGAGGAGUGAGGCGGUCUGUAAGGUAAUAUCCCCUUCGCUACUAUGAUGCUAUCCGACUUAGAAAUAAACAAACAAACAAAAAAAAAAAGCACGAAAAAGUCGGAUUUUUACACCGAGGCUUCGAAUGAGUUUGAUUAGAAUCAAUUUUGAAUGCCAAGAGAGACACGGUAGGGAAGAGAAGAAAAGGAGAAAAGGAGAAAAGGGAAGAAAGAAAAGAAGGUGAGCCGGCGCCAGGACGCACCCAGUCAUUGUCUACGGAAGUACCUUGCAACCAGAGAUGUUUCCCGUUUAGGAUAGGGGAUCGGCACGCAUUUUCUACAAGUAUUAAACGGAGAGAAAGUAGCUACACGAACAAGUCGGUUGACUCAUAAGGUAGCCAAGUAAAGGAAGGUGAAAUAAGACCCCUAAUUUCCAUCGAAAAACGGGAAAAUGGGUUUGUUUUCCAAGUCUCCCUCCAAAUCUCCCAAAGACCAGGUUAAUGAAUGGUGUAGCCGAAUUAGAAAAGAGGGAUAUGGACUUGACCGUCAGAUUCGAACAAUCCAGCGUGAGGAAGAAAAGGUGAAGCGCUCCUUAAAGGAAGCUGCAAAGAAGGGAGAUAAGGAUGUGUGCAGGAUGCUGGCCAAGGAGCUGGUGCAGUCUCGUAAGGCUGUGGCCCGUAUUUACACUACCAAGGCCCAUCUUAAUUCAGUACAGUCACAGAUGAAAACUCAGCUGGCAACUCUCCGUGUGGCUGGUUCACUCCAGCAGUCCACAGAGGUGAUGAAGACAAUGCAGCAGUUGGUGAAGCUUCCUGACAUCAGUAGAACCAUGCAGGAUAUGAGUCGGGAGAUGAUGAAGGCAGGAAUCAUUGAGGAGAUGCUGGAGGACACAAUGGAGUCCAUGGAACCCGAGGAAUUGGAGGAAGAGGCACAGGAGGAAAUUGAUAAGGUUCUGUGGGAGAUAACAGCAGGUGAACUUGGCAAGGCCCCAGCAACAGUGAGCGAUGCACUGCCAUCAGAACCCACAGGAGCCGAAGCCCUACCUCAGGACUCAGAAGAGGAGGCUGAGGAGGACAUGGAGGAGAUGAGGACCCGCCUUGAAGCUCUCCGCAGCUGAGUGUAAGGGCUGGAGGGAAACAAGUGGAACAAGUACAGAUUUUUUUUUCUUUUUCUUUUUCUUUUUCUUCUUUUUUUUCCACUACUUGUUUAUGUAUUUAUAGAUGUGUUUUGGAGUUUUUAAAAUCUACAAGGUUAACAUAUAAACUACUGAUUAAAUGUAAAUGUAGAUGGAAUUAGUGCUUCUGUUACAAAAUGAAAAACAUAUUAUACAAACUUUAAAAGUCCAAAACUUUUUAAUAACUUAUGUUAAUUUAAUAUCAUAUAUCAUUGGCAAUACACACAUAUUUAGGUAAUGACUGGAAAUGGUACUGUAAUGAUUAUGCCUUUCAUUACCAUAGAGUAUUUGAAUGAAAUGUUAGUUUUCAAAAGUGCAGAACAGAAAGAUUAGCUAACAGGGGAACAGAUCAUCAGAUUUUAAUGAGCAUGGGUUUGUCUGUGUAUGUGAAUUUGUGUGUGGGGAAAAAGUUGUCUUUAACUUUUAAUUAAUCAGUGAAUAUAUAUUAUAGCUAUAUUAUUUUAUGCAUUUAUUUUUUCCCUGCCCUCUUCCAUUGUACUUAUCAUCACCCUCAUGAUCAUAAUCAGCAUUUUAGCAAAUAUCAUUAACUGGGCUAAGUAACUUUUGUUCUUGUAUUUUUUUUUUUUUUUUUUCAUAAUUAUCAUUAUUAUUUUUUAUUUAAAAUGUUGCCUUUUUAAUAAAUCUCAGAUGAACUAAGAGUCAAGUAAUAAUGGACAAAGUACCAAGAUAAGAGCCAGUGCAAGAUGUUAGUUAGGUGGUGUCUUUACUGUUCAUUGGUGCUUAAUAGCAAGGCCCAUGAUUAUAUGAUCGUUGUAUUAUCAUUCAUAUUAUUGUUUGUUAUUAUGAUUUUUAUUUAUUUAUUAUCAUUGUCACUGUUAAUGGUCAUAAUAAAAAAUGUUGUCAUUAUUAAUAAUGAUAAUAAUUAUAAUUAGGAUAUUAAUCUAGUAAUAUGAUAAUUGUUACUUUUGCUUACUAUUACUAACAUGAUAAAAAUCAGACAGUUGUAUAAUGGCAAGAACAAAUGGAAUGAUAUUAGAGAAUGCAGUUAUGUUUUUUUCUUUACUUUUCUUUCAUAUGCUUUAAAUAAAAGGCAACAUGAUCUGUAUUUAGUUCUUUGGGAGAGUUUGAAUAAAUGCUAAGAGAAAUUAUGGCAGAGUGAGUCUAAUCACUUUCUUCCUUUUUUUUUUUCCUUCCUAAUUUUAAUUAGAGUUCAUUUUCAUAUUCAUGGUUGGUGUUAUUAUCAUCAUUGUAAUUAUCAUCAUUAUGUGCAGUACUGUUAUAUACUGCUAUUAUUUCCUAUUAUCAUUACUUUUGUUAGUUAUUUUCUUUUAAUUGCCUUUCCUGUUAUUGUUGGUACUCCAUCUCAAAAUUCUUGUUUUUCAUUGAUUACAGAUUGUAGUAGUAAGUCUUUUUAAUGGCCAAAACUAGUCUUUAAUGAUUUCUUCAAAAUUAAACCUUGUUAUAUAUGGAAGAGUCUAUACCGUUGUUGUGAGUGGUUAUUUGGUUUACAGGAUGUGUUCUAGUAAGUUAUAGGACAUUUUUGUUUGCUUUUCAUUGGUUCUGAAUAACUCUUGCUUUUCUUUUCUUCUGUCAGCAUUCAUGGUAAAAUUUUCUAUAAAAAUCAUAACAGAAUAGUGGUAUCUAAACUGGUGAUACCAUUUUUUGUACCAUAGACCAUUUUGAAAAAAUAUAUGAAGCUUUCUAGAGAGGCUGUGUGGUGCAUCGGUAGCAAUAUCGUCUAGCAAUCUUGCUGACCUGCGUUCAAAUCCCUCGACGCCAGUGGAUGGUAACCCCGGCCAUUCCUUGCACACAGGGGAUAACUUAGAAGCAAAAUAAAAGAUACUAUGUCACACCAAGAAUAUCCAUUGUAUGAAAUGGAAUCAAAUUAGAUUUAAUUUAAAAAAAAAAACAUAUUGCGGCGUACAUUGCUAUCCAGGAUUCUUUACUUCUGCCUCUAUAUAACACCACAGUUCUUCUAAUAAUAAAAUCUUAACUAUCAUGAAUUAAAGCACCUCUCAUACAUAUUUCUAUUUUUUUCUUAUUUUAAUUUUGAAAAUCAGAGUUUUCAGGGUAGAUGUAAGGCUUGUGAGAGGUUUAGAAGUUGUAAGUAUGCUCGGAAUGUUUGUUCUAUGAUAUCCAAUGCUUUGCUUUGGUUGAUUGAUACAAAGAUUUAGCUGCUUAAUGUAAUAUUGAGAUCAUGCAUAUGAUAAAAGCAGUGAUAGACUUUAUAGAAAAUCUUGUGUUUGGUAAAUGUACCAUUUCCCUGUUCUUGUAAAUAGCAUAAAAUGCAUAUUCAUCUAUAAUUACAAUAGAAAUGUUUAUAAAAUGUAAUAUUCUUACACCAUUAUGCUACCAUGAAUAAUUAAAAGUAUUCUAAGGAGUUUGCAUUAGAUAUUUUGCCUUAACCAUUCUAAAUAGUUGUUUUGUUGUGUAGAAUACUUAAAUAAUGUUGUAUGUUAGCUCAUUUGUCAGCAUUGUAACUUUGUAUAAUGUAUCUGAAUAUAUUCCCAGGAUUUUUCUUUCCAUUUAUACUUGCUUGUACAAGAAGUAGAAUUUUGCUGUAUGAAUGAAAUUAUGGUCAGAGCUAUUCAUGUAUACUUUUUUUAUGGUAUGAAGUUCAACAACUCAGUGAAUUACAUUGUCUAUAAUGAGGAACCAGAUAUUAAUUGAUAUACAUCGUAAUGGUUAGAAAAAAAAAACAUGAGUAAUUAUAGAAUCAUGUUUUAUUGUAUGUUCAGUUUCUAAUAAGAGUUUAACAUAAAGCUAACUUUUUGAAAACUGUGUAACCGAUUCUGAAUUACCUUGUAAAGUACCUGAUGUUUUGAUUAAUAAACUGCCACAAGUGCUUCAUUAAAUUGAUUCAUUUAUAUAGCAUUGGAUGGUAGUUUGCAUCCUGUGUUCAUAGGACAAACACCUGAAAAAAAAAAGUCUUGCCAAAGUGUAACUAGUAAUGAAGGUUUUCCAUUUUUGUGAAUGUAUGCUUUGGCACAGUGUAGUUAGAAUAGACAUGUUAAAAUUGGUUAAAUGAAGAAAGAUAUUGUCAUUGUAAGUAAACCUGUAUCUACACAUUUUAAAAUUAAACAUGGGAUGAAAAAAGUAUUUGCUAUUUAAUUUUGUGGAAAUACUUUAAUAGGUAAGAACUUUUGCAUAGUUAACCACCAAUCUUUUUUAACUCUUUUUCUUUACAGCAGUAAUAUCUCAAGUAUAUUUUUUGUUCCAUAAUUAUCUGAUACCAGAACUAAUUGGUUUUAUCUAAGCUUUUAGUUCUGGUUUCUUCUUUUUCAAUACUACACAUUAUAAAAAGUUUAUUUUUGUUGCGAUAUGUUUUGGUGGUGUAUGAUAGAUUUACAGUACUUAAUAAAUAUCCCAAACCUGUGAAAUAUGAAACAUAGUCUACAGUAGGUGUAUACAGAAAUUAAUAGUAUAAUAGAACAGAGGCUACUUAAUUGAAAGCAAGAGAAAUACUGUGGGCCCUUAAUAUUCAAAACCUUUAUUUUCAUCAAGCGAAACCUCCACAGAAGUUUAAAAUACAGAUGUGUUGCAGAUGUAGAUAUUGUAGUCACUUGUGUAUGGAUAAACUAUGGUUGAAAAUUUAUUACUCAUGGGCAAGGGAAGUUAGAUAUUCCUAGAUACCCUCAUGAGUGAACAAACACAGGCUGAUACAAGAGUGGCAGGCUUUAAAAAAUAGUCUUUCUGAAGCAAUGUUUUCUUAAGGUAUUUUCAUUCCUUAUUUAUUAUUACUAUAGAUUUUAUCUUUCUUAUUAUUCAUAUAGACUGAAAAAAUUAUUAAUUCUAAACUUACAAAUAAUGAUACAUAUAAAUGCAAAAGCAGCAUACAUUAUGGGCCUAAAGUACAUAGAAAUGAAUUUUAAAAAAUGUAGAUUUAGAAAGUGGUAUCACACCUAAGAUACAUUAUAGUGUAGGUUUACUUGUUAUUUUUAAUUUUUCUACCUCUCUUUGUUCUAUUAACAUAGAUUUUUUUUACCUUUAAUAUAGGUUGUCAACAGUAUAAUAAUUUUGGCAUCAAGAUAUAGUAAAUACAGAAAUAACUUUCUUUUUGUUUGUUCUUUUUUUUUCUUUCUUUCUUUCUUUCUUUCUUUCUCCACCUCAUUUAUGUCUUAGGAUGUUAUAUGCAUAUUAAAUAAUCACCUUGAACAUAAAUAAUCAGGGUUAUACCUAUUGGAACCAUCCCAGGUAACACUACACUUGCUAGGAUUGAUUAUGAUGUUGGUGUAAGUUGCGAGAUUACCCUUAUAAUAUCUAUACAACCCCUCUAGAAUGUAAUAUGGUACCUUACAGUGCUAAGCCUUAUUUUAGGAUUUAAAAGCUAAUUGAAUUUAAUUUUUUAAAGGUCAUUAGAAGGUCAUAAAGUUUACAAUUUUAAUAGCAUUAUAACCCUGGAAAUAAAAUAUAUUAAAAUUG
Messenger RNA from Penaeus chinensis, 5739 nucleotides. RefSeq names its product charged multivesicular body protein 3-like (gene Vps24). The transcript is spliced from 6 exons. NCBI's taxonomy places the organism in Eukaryota, Metazoa, Arthropoda, Malacostraca, Decapoda, Penaeidae. Gene Ontology annotation, cellular component: ESCRT III complex; multivesicular body. Bases 634 to 1299 code for a protein of 221 amino acids. Gene Ontology annotation, biological process: protein transport; late endosome to vacuole transport; endosome transport via multivesicular body sorting pathway. The record is from RefSeq and is a predicted model, not a curated record.